Ostrinia furnacalis (Asian corn borer) is the source of this 830-nucleotide messenger RNA. RefSeq names its product D-aminoacyl-tRNA deacylase (gene Dtd). Gene Ontology annotation, biological process: tRNA metabolic process. Gene Ontology annotation, molecular function: D-tyrosyl-tRNA(Tyr) deacylase activity. Lineage: Eukaryota; Metazoa; Arthropoda; Insecta; Lepidoptera; Crambidae. Bases 1 to 564 code for a protein of 187 amino acids. The record is from RefSeq and is a predicted model, not a curated record. Gene Ontology annotation, cellular component: cytoplasm. The transcript has 5 exons.
AUGGUCUCCCGAAAAUCUAUCUACUUUUGUGAGAUCCUGCCUCUAUGGUUCAUGGCGCACAACCUGUUAUUAAAUGGAGAAGUCAUCAGCAGCAUAGAGCAAGGACUGUGUGUCCUCAUCGGUAUAUCCACCAAUGACACCAUCAAAGAUAUGGAGUACAUAGUGAAGAAGCUGCUCAGUGUAAAACUUUUUGACGAUGAAACCAACACUAAGUGGAAGAAGACUGUAGUAGACAAAGAUUAUGAAUUGCUGUGUGUCAGUCAAUUCACCUUAUACAACACAUGGAAGGGCAAUCGACCUGACUUCCACAAUGCAAUGUCUGCAGAGAAAUCCAAAGAAUUUUAUGAAAAAUUCCUUCAAAUGUUAAAAGAUUCAUAUCAACCUGAAAAAAUUAAAGAUGGCCAAUUCGGUGCAUACAUGCAAGUAUCAAUCCAGAACGACGGACCAGUCACGUUUGAGAUCGAAUCUCCCAUCAACGUAAAGAAGGAAAAAUCAAGGAGCAGAGCGGAGCAAGAAGUACCUCAAGUCAAUUUAAGUGAAUUAGAAGAAGAACUUAAAGGUUAAGCGAUUUAAUUCCGUUUUUAAAGCAAUAAUUAUAGGUCUUUUGUAAAUAUUUCAGCCGUAGGGACUCUUUGUUAUUUAUUAUUAGUUAGUAAUUUUUUUCUUGUGUAAGGGGCAUAGCAAACGGCGAUCGGCGAUUUUGCGUCUGUUCGCCGAUGCUAAAAGUCGCAUGUGAGCUAUUGUGACUCUAAGUAACGUUACUUGUUGUUGUUUCCAAUUUCAAUGUCUUACAAGCAGUUACCAUCAGGUAUUAUAUUGCGAAACUGAAG